GGGCCCAGCCGCAGCAUGUGGCGGGUGUUGGCGCGACGCGUGUGCCGGGGCGCGGCCGGAGCGCUGGCGCGGCCCCGCCGGGCUCUCGGUGGCGGUGGCGGGGCCGGCGCUGUCCCGGCCCGGCGCGGCCCGGCCUGGGGCGGCCCCGCGCUCCGCCCGCUCCUGCCGCCCGCGGGCACCCGGCUCGUCCCGGCCCGCCGCUGCAGCCUCCCGGCGCACCAGAAGGUGGCCCUGCCAGCGCUGUCCCCCACCAUGCAGAUGGGCACCAUCGCGCGCUGGGAGAAGAAGGAGGGCGACAAGAUCAGCGAAGGGGAUCUCAUAGCAGAGGUGGAGACAGACAAAGCAACAGUUGGCUUUGAGAGCCUGGAGGAGUGCUACUUGGCCAAGAUCCUGGUGCCAGAAGGAACAAGGGAUGUGCCUAUUGGGGCCAUAAUAUGUAUCACAGUAGAAAAGCCUGAAUAUGUUGAUGCCUUUAAAAAUUACACCCUGGAUGCUGCAGCAGCAGCUGCUCCCCCUGCAGCUUCAGUGCCUCCCCCUCCAGCUGCAGCUCCCCCACCACCACCUCAGCCUUCUCCUCAGGCUCCUGGCAGCUCUUACCCUCCUCACAUGCAGAUCACUCUCCCUGCUCUGUCACCCACCAUGACAAUGGGCACAGUGCAGAGGUGGGAGAAGAAGGUUGGGGAGAAGCUGAAUGAGGGAGACUUACUGGCCGAAAUUGAGACAGAUAAAGCCACAAUAGGCUUUGAAGUGCAGGAGGAAGGCUACUUGGCAAAGAUCCUGGUGCCUGAAGGAACAAGAGAUGUGCCACUGGGAGCUGCUCUCUGCAUCAUUGUGGAGAAAGAGGCUGAUAUUCCAGCCUUUGCUGACUACCAGGCUGCUGCAGUGACUGACAUGAAGGCAGCAGCUCCUCCUCCUCCUCCUCCUCCACCAGUGAUGCCAACUCCUGCUGCUGCUCCUCCUCCUCCCCAGCCUGCUGCUGCUCCCACUCCUGCAGCUCCCACAGCUCCCCGGACAGGAAGGAUCCUGGUUAGUCCCCUGGCCAAGAAACUGGCAGCAGAAAAAGGGAUUGACCUUGCCCAAGUGAAAGGUACUGGACCAGAUGGCAGAAUCACCAAGAAAGAUGUGGAGUCAUUUGUGCCAACAAAGGCUGCUCCAGCUCCAGCUCCAGGGGCAGUUCCUGCAGCUGCUGCAGUGGCAGCAGCACCCGAGGGGACCUUCACAGACAUCCCCAUCAGCAACAUUCGGAGGGUCAUUGCUCAGAGGCUGAUGCAAUCCAAACAAACAAUACCUCAUUACUACCUUUCCAUCGAUGUCAACAUGGGAAAAGUCCUGGUGCUAAGGAAAGAACUCAAUCAGGAGGAAAACGUUAAGCUUUCUGUCAAUGAUUUCCUAAUUAAAGCUUCUGCUUUGGCAUGCUUGAAGGUGCCUGAGGCAAAUUCUUCAUGGAUGGACACAGUUAUUAGGCAGAACCAUGUGGUGGACGUGAGCGUGGCCGUCAGUACCCCUGCAGGGCUCAUCACCCCCAUCGUGUUCAACGCCCACAUCAAGGGCCUGGCUGCCAUCAGCAAGGACGUGGUUUCCUUGGCAGCCAAAGCCAGGGAAGGGAAACUUCAGCCUCACGAAUUCCAGGGUGGUACUUUCACAAUUUCCAAUUUAGGAAUGUAUGGGAUUAAGAACUUCUCUGCCAUAAUCAAUCCACCUCAAGCCUGCAUCCUGGCAGUGGGCUCCUCAGAGCAAAGGCUGGUGCCAGCUGAUAAUGAGAAAGGCUUUGACGUGGCCAGCGUGAUGUCUGUUACCCUGAGCUGUGACCAUCGUGUUGUGGAUGGAGCAGUGGGAGCACAGUGGCUUGCAGAGUUCAAGAGUUUCCUUGAGAAGCCAGUAACCAUGCUGCUAUAAUUUACCCAUGCAAGCAGAAUUUUCCUGGGUCACACUGUUGUGUUUUAAACAAGCUAUUUAGACUGUAGUGUUCCGACUUUAAGAGAGUUCCUUUUUUAAUUUAAAAUAUGUAUUAUAUUAUCUGGUAAUGUUAUUACCAGUCUGUACAGAAAAAAAGUUUGCAAAAGUGCUUUUCGGAGCAAUAUUACAGCUACACUGUAUUUUUAUACAGUUAGUUAACUUGCAAACUCUUCCAAAAACAGAGUUAAGCAUCCCAGAUUUAAAGCUGACCCUGGCAGAAUGCCCACUGCCAGCUGCUCCUCAAAAAAGGGGUGCAAACCAGCAAUGUCGUGUUCUCAGAAAUAUGAAUUACAGUCAUCUCUUCACAGGAGUGCAGAUGAGAUUGGUCACUGAAACAAGUCAGCAGAAGGUGAAUUCCCAUGUUAUCCCAUCCCUGGGGUGGGUGAGAUGGCAAACGCACUGAGGGACUGAAGUGCCUGGGGAUAGUUUCUCAAAGGCCAAGUGCCAGUGUUCCAAAUCUUUCUUGGAAUUUGGCUCUGGCCUGGAUCCUCUCAGCUACGUGAUCCCUUUUGAGCACUUUAAGGUGAAGGAGCACUGCUGGCUGUGGGGUCACAGCUCUCGGGUCCCGCAGGGGACGUGCUGUCUGCUCCUGGACUUUCACUCACAUGUGCUUUCUGUCUGAAAGCUCUUCAGUUGCUGUUCCUCCUGCUGAGUUAACCCCACCACACCCCGAUGCCAUGGAAGUAACUGUUUUGCAGAAUGUUCAGGAGAGUCCGUGUGUUGGAAGCCAAUGUAGACAAAUCACACAUGCUGAUAAUCCCACCAGUGGAUAUUAAAUCAUGUGAGGACUCGGAUGUUUGGAAUUUUUUAUUUCAGGCAUUCUAACAUAGGAAGCUCUGACUUAGUCAUUGGAAUUGGAGACCUUCCCUGACUUGUCUAUGUUGUGCCAGCCUCAGCAAGCUGCAGAAUGUGCUCUCCAUGUAUAUAUUGUAUGUAAGGUGCUUCACUAGUUCGUUGGACUUAUGUCCAGUUACCCCAGUGAUUGCAUCCUGCAAGGGGUGCAGUGCUGAACAUUCUUAAAUUCCACUUUCCACAUGGAAACGUUCAUGUAAAAAGGACAACUGUGCAGUAAUGACAAAAGUGACCAGGAGAAUUAAGUAGGGGGGAAGAGUUUUAACAGAAAGAGUUCAAGCUGAUCCGUUAUUCUGUAUAUUGCAUUAAGUACUGUCUCCUGUAAAGUUCUACAGAAUUCACGAAAGAUAUUGAAAGAAAAUACUAUGGAAAUUAAAUAUUUUUGUGGGAACUACUUAAGUGUCUGGUUGCUGUGAUACCUGGUUUUCAUGCCUUGCUUAAGCAAAAGAAAAAAAAAGUGCAUUAAGGUUUUGGAUU
This is a messenger RNA of Neopelma chrysocephalum (saffron-crested tyrant-manakin), 3285 nucleotides long. RefSeq names its product dihydrolipoamide S-acetyltransferase (gene DLAT). Gene Ontology annotation, cellular component: pyruvate dehydrogenase complex. Gene Ontology annotation, molecular function: dihydrolipoyllysine-residue acetyltransferase activity. Gene Ontology annotation, biological process: pyruvate decarboxylation to acetyl-CoA. The record is from RefSeq and is a predicted model, not a curated record. NCBI's taxonomy places the organism in Eukaryota, Metazoa, Chordata, Aves, Passeriformes, Pipridae. The transcript has 14 exons. The coding region runs from base 16 to 1896 and encodes 626 amino acids.